GGAAAAACACUCUCCACUACAAUGCCGGAGGAUCUGAUGAUCCCUGCGGGGUACUACAAAGUGCGAAAGCGUUUCCGCCAGGAGGAGGUGACGCGCAAGAAGCGGGACAUUCCGUGGCAGAAGCGGGUCCUGGACCUGGACAACAAUCAGUUGUUCGGCCGCACAGCCUUUGCGUGGCUCCGGUUCAUUGGCUACUACCUCUUUCUGUACUUCCUGAUCUUUUUACUCAUGAGCAUGUGGUUCAUAAUAUUCAACUACGCGCUCAUACCCAAAGAUCGGCCCAGGUGGCUGAAGGGAGCGCCCGGGUUAUCCGCUGUGCCGGGCAACACAACCACCAUAUCGUGGUACACGCACCUGGAGAAGCAGAUCCAUCCGAUAGCCGACACCAUCGAAGCGGCGCUUGAGAAACUGAACGACAAUGCGGAGAAGUUCUUCCACGAGUGCAACACGGACUCGCUCUGGGGCUAUGGGACGGCGAAGACGCCCUGCUUCUUCGUCAAGAUGAACCAUGUGUACGGAUUCAAGCCGCAGACGUACGACGACACUAACGAUCUGCCAGCCAGUGCGCCCGACGAGCUCAACGAUGUGCUCGGCAAGUAUGGCGGCAAGAGCAGGAUCUGGCUGAACUGCAAGGUGACGAAGGGUCCGUCGCCUACGAUGAUCUACAUUCCGGGGCCCUACUACGACGUCUCCAGCAACAUGAAGGGCGUCACCCGCGUGGUGGCCAUCCAGCUGAAGGACAUGCCCGAGAACAAGGAGGUGCAAAUCACGUGCAAGGUCUGGGCAAAGAACAUAGCCGUCUCAGAGAAGAUUUCCGGCAAGGGAAACAUCAAAAUCUCGCUACGCAUGCGGGUGGAUAAGCAGGCCAAGCCCAAGCUCAAGCCCAAGACCAGAAGGGUCACCAUUAGGCGAAGGGUUUUGCGUCCUUCUACCACAGCCACCACCGAGCAACAGCCGAAAGUGAGUCCGACAAGUCAAACAGUAACUGCAGCGAGUCCGAGAAGUAAAACAGUGAGGGUUACUGCUAAAGUAGAGGAUGAUACGGAGACUGCAGAUGAAGCAGAUGAAGAGGUGGAGGAUGUGGAAGAUGAAAAAGAGACAGAGAAACCCAAUAAAAACAAGGCGGCCAAUACCCCGAAAGCCAAGAAAGUGGCACACAGUCCGAAAAAGGAAACGGUGGCUGAAAGUCCAAAAGAAAGGGAAGCAGCGGAGCCUUCCAACGAAGAGAAAGAUUCCGUGAGUGAAGACGAAGAGGAAGAUGAAGAAGACGAGGCAGAGACGACUGUUCGGUACACACGCAAACCGAAGCAAAUGAAAAUGAGGGAGAGUCCGAAAAAACAAACGGUUACUGAGAGUCCGAAAAAUAAGAAAGUAAUGGAGCUCCGAAACGAAGAGGAAGAUGCGGAUAUCCAAGAUGAAGAUGACGAAGAUGAAGACGAGACAGAGACAGAGACGACUGCCAGGACCACCCGAAAUCCGAAAAAAAUCAAGGUACCAGUUACAUCAAGUCCAAAGCAAAGAAAAAUGAUUUACAGCCCGAAGCACAGGACAGUGAUAGAAAGCUCAAAAAAAGCGACAGUGACAGAGAGUCCGAAGCAAAAGAACGCAACGAAGCCUCUAAAAAGUGGGCAUUCUCCAAGGAAUCGACAACUAAAAACCACAAAUGAGAGCACGGUCCAUUCCACGCGGAAGCCAAGAAAACCAAAGGUGACAAGUACGAAAAAUAAGAAAGUGACAGCAAAAGAUACCCCGAAGCAAACGGAGCAGACUCCAAGGGCAACCACAGGAAACCAGAAAGACGAGGUUGAAAAGCCUCCAAGAGAAGAAUAUAUUCCCGAGACAACUGAAUUCGAUCCAUACUUUGCAAAUAUAUGAAAGAGUCAGGAUCAUGAUAC
Messenger RNA from Drosophila subobscura, 1895 nucleotides. Its product is annotated as titin. The record is from RefSeq and is a predicted model, not a curated record. The coding region runs from base 22 to 1875 and encodes 617 amino acids. Gene Ontology annotation, molecular function: ATPase activator activity. Gene Ontology annotation, cellular component: sodium:potassium-exchanging ATPase complex. The transcript has a single exon. Gene Ontology annotation, biological process: intracellular potassium ion homeostasis; potassium ion import across plasma membrane; intracellular sodium ion homeostasis. NCBI's taxonomy places the organism in Eukaryota, Metazoa, Arthropoda, Insecta, Diptera, Drosophilidae.